Messenger RNA from Microplitis demolitor, 1701 nucleotides. RefSeq lists its product as uncharacterized. The transcript has 4 exons. The coding region runs from base 815 to 1591 and encodes 258 amino acids. NCBI's taxonomy places the organism in Eukaryota, Metazoa, Arthropoda, Insecta, Hymenoptera, Braconidae. The record is from RefSeq and is a predicted model, not a curated record.
AUAAAUAUUAAUAUUAAUUAGAUAAGAAAGUUUUAUUUACUUAUUCUUUUUAAUUUAUAUUAAUGUUUUAAUUAAAAUAAUAUCAUGUCUAGUCAUGAUAGUUCACGUACCAGAAGCUCUACAGUAAAAAAAAAAAAGCAAUUGACCGAAGAUGAACUACAUUACAAAUUACAAAGAACUAACAAGAUAGUAUUGAUAUUAUUUACUGUAAUUUUCAUUAUUUCUCUAAUACUCACACUAAUUAUCGGGUGCACAUAUUCUGAAUCAGUGGCUUAUAUCUCUAUCAUGCAGACAAUUUUAAUUGGAGUAACUGCAACACUUUAUUAUAAAUAUACUACUUAUUAAAAUCAUUAGUCAUAAUUAAUAAAAAUAAAAGACACAGCAUCCAAAGAUUUGAUAAUUUAAUUUCUAUUAUUUAUUUCAUUGUCCAAAUUUAUGAAAUUCCAUUUAUUAAUUAAAAGCAUAGACACAUAAUGAUGAUAAUUGUUCUUGUAUUACUUAAAAAAUUAUUAAAUUACCAUCAAUUUAUUCCCAAUGACGUAUAAAAUUAUUUUAUAAAUUUUUCACAAUUUGAAUUAUUUAACUUCCCGCCUUUUUUUUAAAUAUGCGCGCGCAUUGUUGACAGUUAAUUUGGAUUCAUUUUUUUGUUUGUCUGAGGACAAUUAUUUGUUUGCACAUUUGUUUAAGUUAAUAAUUGUUAAAAAUGAUUAAUUAUUAAUUACUAAUUAAAGUGGAUAAGAAAUAAAAAUUUCAAAUUAUCAGCUGUUAUUUAAAAUAUUUAUUUAAUAGCAAUUGUUUAUUUAAAUUAAUAAAAAUGCGCAAAGUUCCCAACCCACCAACGAACGCACCACGUGCUAGCAAACCACGACCCGGUAACCUAAAUUCGACUAUGAUGGCACCGGGAUCACCGAAAGCUAAGACUCUUUCUAGGAGAACUAUGAUGCCCAGUGGAUUAUCAACUACGAUAGCAUCCUCGUCGUUAAAUUCUACUGUAUCUAGUAUUCCACCUGAUGAUAAUUACGUCACCACCAUGGCCUACACGGAUUAUAAUUAUUCAAAACUGGUGCAGCAGACACAAAUAAUGGAAGGAAAAAAACGCGCUGAUGAAAUUGUUAACCAAAUAGUUUCCAUUCAAAUGGAUUAUGAUAAAGCAUGUCUCAAAUUAAAUGAAUAUAAAAUGAGGAUUAAUGAUGUUAGAGCUUUUAAUGAAGGUCAAAAUAAAAUUGACUCCGAAAUUGAGAGUAUUGACAGUCAUCUUGGUGCUAAUUAUGAAAAUGCGAUGGGACAUUUGAAUCGCAUAAAUUCAAAACUACAGUCGGCUAAUAAAUUAGUUUGUAAAAAUAUAAAAAUAUUUGAGGAUGAUGAAGAAUGGGAACUUAUAAAAAGUUUAAUUAAAAAAUGCAAUGAAUUAUUAACUACUAUCAUGAGUUCCAGUGAAAAAUUUGAUCUCACCAUCAAAGUUGAUAAUAAUUAUGAUGAAUUUUUAAAUUUAUUUAAUCCUGUUAGAAAACAAUUAAUUAUAGUACACGAUCACCUGGAAAUGCUUCAAGCGGAUACGAUAAAAAAAAUGUCUUCGUAUUUAGAUCAAUAAUUACCUAAUUACUUUAAAUAAUUAAAACUAAUUAAUUUAAUAAUUACAUUUAGGAAUUUGAGAUGAGAAUUACCGAUGAGUAUUUAAAAAAAAAAGAUACAAAUGUACAU